Malaya genurostris is the source of this 1979-nucleotide messenger RNA. RefSeq lists its product as uncharacterized. The coding region runs from base 806 to 1876 and encodes 356 amino acids. NCBI's taxonomy places the organism in Eukaryota, Metazoa, Arthropoda, Insecta, Diptera, Culicidae. The record is from RefSeq and is a predicted model, not a curated record. The transcript has a single exon.
UGCCCCAGAUGUUGGCUACACUCACGAUGUAAAAUACCUGGUGAUCACUUUUUUCUAUGUGUUAGUGCGGUUGUCAUUUUAUUUUGGAAUAACAGAGAGACGUGAAGAAGAAAAAACAUAAACAAAUGACGUUUCGGGAGUUGCUUUUAUGAAAAUAUUUAGAGUUGGUUCUGUUUGCGAAAAUAUUGGCAGUGAAAUGCGGUGUUUUGUUCCGGGAUGUUUCAAUCGUUUUCAUCACCUGCAUUUGAAAUGCCACCCACAGCACAAUCACUCCAUUAUUCAUAAUAACUUUAAUAGAUACCACAGUGCGAUCCGCCAAAUCCUUCCUCCAACGAAAUGAACAGAAUCGGAUGUGUGUAAAAUUUUUUAUAUUUCGACGUUACCUUGCAAGCCCUUGAAGAAAAAAUGUCCAGAUUUUCAAUUAGUGCCAAAGAUUCGCUAGGCUGCGCGACAACUGGAGUAACUUAGAAGUGAAAUCCCGAUCUGAAAUGGUCGUUUGUUUAUGUUUACAUGCAUGAAUCCCGGCGCGCCAUACUUAAUUUCGUGAGAAAAUUACCAACACAACCAAAACUGUCUUAUCACGCCACCAGUAUAUUUUACGUCGUGGGCUACACUAUUACUUGCUGGAGCGCCUUAUCCUUGCCACCGGGCUGCUGCGGACCGUCUGAAUCGUACAUAAAGACUAAAGCAUCGAGCGUCGAAAUAAACACAUAUUGAAAGUUGAUUAAACGGCUUGAAUGUAAACUUCUACGUGUAUAUUUUAAAUUUUUAACAAUUAAACGUGAUUACGAUUUGGUGCAUCGCAAUGUCUGCAGCUUGCAUCAUUUGCAAUAAUUCACCGGAUAAGAGACCAGAUUGUAUACUCUUUACUUUUCCUGAUAAAACUGAACAAUCAAUCGAAUAUCAAAAAUAUUUAGUGGCAUGUGAUAUUGACGAGUCAUGCCUAUCCAUCAAUAAAGCCCCGCUUUAUAUUUGCUCAACACAUUUCGAGCUCAAUUGUUUUGACGAUAGUUGUGCGGAAAGAAUUACCUUGAAGGAAGGAGCUAUUCCUAGUUUGAAUAUGGAGAGGAUCGAAAUCGAGGCUUAUGUGGAUGAAGAUUUUCAGAUUUUGGAUGAGUACAUGCCGUUAUUUAACAUUAAGCAGACCAAAGUGGCAUCAGAACCGUCGGUUGAUCUAACGAUAGAAGAUAAUGAAGAACAUCCAAGAGUUGAAACUUUACUUGUUCCGAAACCAGAACCAAUAGAGGAUACAAUUGAAGAAGCAUUCAUUUGCGAUGCCAAUGAAGUUAAAACAGAGGCUCCAGAUGCGGAUGAGGGUGUUCCGGACCCGUUCGAUGAUGUAAAUCCGUCUACAGAUGAAAAAUAUUGUAUUUUAUGUGAGGACAACGAAAUCAAGAACCCUUCAUGUCGACUGUACGUUUUCCCUCGUAAAAUUCCAAAAAUUUACAAAAAGUGGAUGAUGGCUGCUGGUUUGGAUUUCGAAGAAUUCAAAACCCGCGACAUUUACAGCUGCAAUCGACAUUUUCCAGAGAACGGGUUUUUUGUAGGUGGCAAAUUUAUUCAAAGUUGGGCUACCCCGAGUUUAAAUUUGCCUAUCAGAAAACAACCAGCUGAAGCUUCAAGACCUUCAACAAUAUCAGCAUCACAAUUUACAGUUGAUUCAACAUCUGCGAAAGAUAAACCGGCUGGGGCAAAAAUCAUUAUUAAAUCAAAUCCUCAAAACAGAAAAAACGCCGAAGCACUAAAUAUAGACCCGGAUAGUUAUGCGCAAACGUUUGCCAAAGUUGUAAUGGAAUUGAUGCCGAAAAAAAUCAAUUAUAAUGGAGAGGACCGCCCGGUCACUGGAACGAUUGUUUUUCAUUCUAACUUAUUCUAAAUUAAAGGCUAUUUUUAAUCAGAUGUGUUAAAUCUAAGAACUGUCGGAAUAUUAUUAAUUCAACUGAGCUGAAUAAAAAAUUAACACAUUAGCAAAUUUAUAA